GCCGAAUUGAAAAUGCACACAAAAUACUUUCAAACCUACACCGAGAGGAAUUAGGCCAAAAGCAUAUAUGCGAUGACCACCCUAAUAUUCCAUCUAAGAAUGAAAUUUGAUUGUGCAAGAUAAAGACGACCUCUCCAGAAAAUGGCAGAUGAAUACUGUCGUAGUAUAUUGCGGGUCAGUCUUGCCCAAAUUUGUCAAAAUCUUGGAUGGAACGCUGCUCAAGCCACACCUCUGGAACUUCUUACAGACGUUUUGGAGCGAUACCUUGUUGAAGUAUCCAAAGUCACCCAUCGUUACUCAGAGCAAUUUGGCAGGACUGACCCUAACUUAGAUGAUCUGGGACUAGCGUUUCGACACUUAGGUGUACAGCUAGGAGAACUUGAAGAUUAUGUUCACCAUGUUGAUCCAUUGCCAUUUGCUCAUGAGGUUGUGUCCUUUCCUGUUCCAAAAAGAAACAAUCUUCAGUUUCCUAGAACAGAGAGUAGAGAAGUGCUACAGAGAGAUGAACACAUUCCGGAGCAUCUCCCUGCAAUGUUUCCAGAAGAGAUUGCGACUCCACAGUCUCCUCCACACACUCAGCCCGAACCUGGAUUGCUGGCAGUCCCUCCAACUACACCCAUGGCUUCAUCACCUUUAGACAUACAAGUGGAUGGUCCUGCGGUCAGUCCUGGAUUGUCUGACAAACGACUUCUGACCAGUCCACCCUCCGGGGGACCACCAUCAAAAAGAAUGAGAUUGACCAAUCUUCCUGAAGAAGCAGCACACUCACAGUAUGAAAUGAAGAGCAUGGCGAUGAAUGUUGUGGGUGAGGUGAUGCCUACAGGAGGCUACAUAGGCAAACUGCCUGAUGCCAAAACACCCCCUCAGGGCUUCCCAAAGAGGUUUCCAAAGGAUAAUACUCGAGGUUCUUCUUCAAAAUCAGCACCAUUGGUACCUGUAGCAAGAGAUAUUCUUAGUGAGCUAAAUAGCAAAAAAGAUUCAAAUGAUAGUUCACACAAGAAGGAAAAAGAUAAAACUUCUUCAAAUUCUUCAUCAAAAAAGAGUGGAAUAAAGAAAAAAUCAAAUAGCAGCUCAGAGAAGAAAGAUGUAUCCAAGUCAAAGAGUAAAGUAAAGAAAAAUUUGAUUAUUUCGAAACCAAGGCCAAGAUCAAGGUCGAAAUCCCCAGCAAGGGCUAAAAGUCCUAAGGGGCUUGGUAACAAGAAGGGACAGAAUAAGUUGCCAAGUGAUGGGGGUGCAGGACUUUUCUCAGAGACAAUAAUGUUAGAAAGACAGAAAGGACCGACUUCAGACAAAGGGAGGUCAAGUUCUCCAAGUAUCCAGAAUAAAGAUGAAUUGCACAACAUCCUUGCUGCUUCUCAUAAAAACAGGGAUUCCCCAAGAUCUACUCCUCUGGACUUGAGUUGUAAAAAAGUUCCCAAACCCACCGACUUGGAGGAAAAGAAACGACGGCUGGAUGCUAUUCAGAGUUCUAUUGACAGUGUGUUAAGACAAUCAGCCUUAAAGCAGCUUGAGAAGGAAUCAGAGAUUCCAGAAAACACAUUUGUUCCAUUAGAAAUGCAAGAAGAAAAAGUUGUAGAAAAAUCUAAAUCAGUGGAAAAGAUGAAAGAAGAAGGUUCAAAGUCAGUGGAAAAGAUAAAGGAGUCAAGUAUUGGUUCAUCUAUAGAUGAUACUAUCAACGCUGUGAUAGGAGGAGUGAUGGACAGGACAGAUACACAGGUAACUCCCAUGCCAGUCAAGGAGGAGGCACUCGAUGUUGUCACACCAACCCCAGUAGUCCCAACAUCCCCAGUUGUUACCACACCUGUAUCAACACCACAAACCUCACCACGCAAGAAAGGAAGACCGCCUAAAAAAGGUAAAGCUAAAAGUAGCAAGAAGCCUUCUACUCCCCCAGUGGCUCCCUCUGUCAUGAUAGAGCCACCACCAAUGAUGGAACCCAAGUCUCCAAAAGAUGAGAAGUUUGCAGUGUUUGACUUUCCAGAGAGUCCACCGAUGCGAUCUACUCCUAAACCUGGCAUCCUCCCACCUCCUCCACCUCCACCUCCACCUCCUCCUCCUCCUCCCACUCCUCCUUCCCAACUUACUGUACCCAUGACUGCUCCACGAAGUCCCAGUCCUCCGCCACCUGUGGAACAACCUCCUGCAGUUGUGAUUGAGGAACCAUCUUCACCUGUGAUUGAGGAAACACUCGUCAAUGUCAAGGUGGAAAAUAGUGCUCCUGUAACACCUACACCAGAGAAAGGGCACAGUAAAGACAAAGAGAAACAUAGAUCUAAGGAACAUAAAAAGGAAAAGAAAGAAAAGAAAAAGGACAAAGAAAAAAAGAAGAAAAACAAAGAUAAGGACAGGGACAAAGAGAGAAGCAAACACAAAGAUAAGAGCAGCAAGUCGCCUGGUACUUUCCCUGCUGGUUUGACCAAACUGAAGAUUAGAUUGGGUAGUUCCCCAUUCUCUUCUACUGUGACGUACAGUUCUGAAGCUAAGGAUCGAUCGCCUUCAGGUUCACCAGCACAGAGGCCAGAAAUACCCAAACUGGUGAUCAAACCGAUGCCACCUCUUCCGUCUAGUCAGGAGCGGGGAUCUGACUCUCCUAAGACCUCAUCUGGUAGCAGUAAAUCCAGUAAAAAGGAGGGUAAAUCUAAGAAGGAUGUGGGCCAUAUUGUGGUGAAGAAAGAACUGCCAGAAAAGCUACCCCUUACUCCACCUGCUGUAGCCAGGACCCCUUCUCCAGCCCCAGUAGCUAAAACCCCGUCACCUGUAAAGAGAAUCCCUUCACCUGUUCCAGUUAAACAGGAGUCCUCCCCAGUGCCUCCUCCCAAACCUGCGACCUCUGUACCUCAACCCAAAACUGCCACCCCUGUGCCAAAGUUUACAGGAUCAGAGUCACCAGUCCGAAGUUCUCAUGAUCGGCCACCUGUCCUCAAAAUGGAAAUGAUGGAAGAUCCGCCCAUCUUGACCCCCCAACCUUCUCCACGUCAUCAGACUCCAACACCCCCACCCCCAAACAAUCCAACUCCUCCCAAGGUGCCUACAAUCAAAUCUGCUCCAUCUCCUAUUUCUAGUCCGAAACAUUCACCAUCACCCAUGCCUGUAUACUCACCUCUACGCGUCAGCUCUCCACCUCCUUCAGCUUUCACCUCUAAAUCAAUGUCAUCGUCUCCAGUGAAGACACCAUCACCUUCACGCACUCGUACACCCUCACCCAUUCCUUCACUUCCUCCUUCACCUAUUCAUCAACCAUCACCAUCACCCACCCCUACAAAGCCCCCAACACCUUCCCCUACGCCUACACCUGCUCAUUCUCCCUCUCCUGGCCCCCUUGUUAUCAAAGAAGCACCUGUUAUUCCACCAAUGCCACCACCCUCCAUUGGGACAGCAACACAACCUUCAGCAACUGCCAAGACUUCCCUCCAAAGGACCGUUACCUCGGAAACCAUUGGAAGCUUUAUUGAUGCCUCGUCUGGAGAAAAGAUCUGGAUUUGUCCAGCGUGUAAACGACAGGAUGACGGCAGCCCAAUGGUUGGUUGUGACAUUUGUGAUGAUUGGUAUCAUUGGGAAUGCAUAGGGAUCAACAAAGAACCUGAAGAAGACAGCUGGUAUUGUAACAAGUGCUUGGCGCCCACAAGGAAACCGUCUAAACGUGGACGGGGAGGUGGGCGGGGCAGGGGUAGAGGAAGAGGCAGGAAGAAAUCACUUAAAGACUGAUAUCUGAAACAAAACCUGAUUAUUGUAUUGUUUUGUAGUCCAAACUGAAGUGUUAACUAGAAUAUUGAUGGGAGAUUGAAUGAUAAAAUGUGGCUGCGUUACUGUAUUGGCACUGUUAAAUAUAAAUGACAUUGAAUUUAUUAGAUAUCUAGAGAAAUCAUUACUCAGACAUUCAGAUUCAUCCGACAUGAAAAUCAACAAACAUGCAAAAGCUUGUUACAGCCAAAUGUAAAGAAAUGGCUACUACUGUUGGUGAUAAUGUUACUAUAUGAAGCAUUAAGGGCAGCAGGCUUGAUGUCUUGGUAUGACAGGAACUGUUAAGAGUUGAUGACACAUCAUGGUUACAGAGUUCCCUGUGUUCCCCAAUGAUGGAAAUGGAUUUUACCAUUACAACAUAUCAUGGUAUCAAAGCUUAGAUAUUGUGUUCAUUUCUAUUUAUUCAAUUUAUAUUUGUUACAGUUCAAGAACAUUUUGUUUUUUAUGAAGUUUAAUGUAAAAAGACCAGCUUACUUGGUAAAUGAAGAUGUAUGU
Molecule: messenger RNA, 4236 nt
Organism: Ylistrum balloti
Lineage: Eukaryota; Metazoa; Mollusca; Bivalvia; Pectinida; Pectinidae
Product: transcription initiation factor TFIID subunit 3-like
Exons: 10
Coding region: 142-3705 (1187 amino acids)
Cellular component (GO): transcription factor TFIID complex
Molecular function (GO): protein heterodimerization activity
Source: RefSeq, a predicted model, not a curated record